Molecule: messenger RNA, 1914 nt
Organism: Paramecium sonneborni
Lineage: Eukaryota; Ciliophora; Oligohymenophorea; Peniculida; Parameciidae
Source: the annotation of a GenBank genome assembly
AUGAUUUUUUAAUUUAAGUCUUGCAUUCUCUUGGCUAUUCUUGUUCGCUAAGUUGUUUCGAAUUGGAGGCUUGUGGAUUCUAGUUUUACAGAGGUGGAUAUAACUGAGAACAAUUGGAAAAUGAGAAAUGAUUGUGGCAGUUCUUCUGAUUCCUCAUUUGAAAAAGAAAAAUGUGGAUAAAAUUAAUUGACCUAUGCUAGUUUGUCAAAAAGUAAGAAAUAAUUAUUGAAAUCAUUUAACAAUAAAAGCUUUUAAGUUUAAGUUAUUCUUGAUGUUUUUUUUUGGUGAUUCUGAUGGUCAUAAUUCAUGGAUAAAAGUGAUGUAUGAUACCAAUAUUGCAUCAGAAGUCGAAUAACAACUUUAUAAAAGAGAUUAUAAAGAUAACGAUCUAAUUUAAUAUAGUAUUAGAAUUUGUAAUGACAGUUCAAGCUUAAGUAAAUUUGAAUUAAAGACUAUUGUAAGUACGAUUGGAAAUUCAAAUACUAAUAAUUCUACAAUCAAAAUUUGUGUUGAUCCAGAAAAAGAUUACAUGAGAUUAGGUAUUAGAAAUUUAUUAGUUUUUGUCAAUACUUGCUAUCCUACUUGUUUAACCUGCAAUGGCCCAUUAGAAAAUAAUUGUUUAACAUGUUUUAAUGCUUAAAGUUUAUCAGGAGGAAAAUGCAAAUGUAUCUCUAAUUAAUAGUUUUCUGAAACAUAUAUAGGUUGUCGAUAAGAAUGCGAUAGAGAUUAUUCAAUAGCUCGUUAUGAUAACAUUUGUGUGGAAGACAGAAGAAUUAAAUCAAAAUUUACAUUGUUUGAAAAUAAUAUAAUCCCAUAAUCAAAUUAUUAUCGAUAUUCGCCAUUAGAAUUUCAAGAAGACAAAUUUCAUUAAAAAAAUACAGAUUUAAUUUAUGAAAAUUGUAAUGGAAUAAGCUUUAUAGGUACUCUCUAAUUUAGUGAAGGUAUGAUUUAUUAAAUGAGCUUAUAAAACAUAGUGAAAUUUAUAAGAGUUCGAAUUACAUUUUAUUUAUUUAAUUUACAAGAGUAAAGCAAAAUUGAAAUCUUACAUAAUAACUAAUUAUAAUCUAGAAUAAUUAAAGAUUCAACAGAUUUCUAAUUUGAAAAUUUGAUAUCAAUAUUUCAAGAAACUGGAAAUUGUUUAAAUAGUUAUACUUUAUUAAGAGUUGAGAUGAUAUUUUAAACCUAUGAUUCUAAACCAAAACUUACUAUUUAAGGUUAAUUAUAAGAUGACAAUGAAUUUUGGGGACUUAGAAAUAUAACAGUAGACACUGGAUUUUGCCAAGAAAAUUGCUUGAUAUGUUCUGACUUUUCUAAUUGUUAAUAAUGUAAUGCUGGAUUUAAAUUACAUAAAAAUAUGUGUAUUUAAUCAUGUCCAAUUCAUUCAUCUAAUUGUGUUGGCUAUGAAGAAUUUAUUCCAUGUAUAAAUGAUUUAAAAAUUUUAGAUUCUCGAUACCUUGCAACAGGAUUCUACGAUUUGAAUAUGACAAAAGAUGAUAUAGAUUCCUUUUAUGAUGAUGCAACAGAUGCACCUAAAAAUUAUGCAACAGGUUAAAAAUUUUCUUUUUUCAACAAUAAAAUAGUUUUAGGAGGAAUAUUAGUGUGGAAUGAUGGAUCUUAUAAAAAGACAUGGGCAAUUUAAGACCCUCAUUAUGCGGUGACAGUUUAUUUUAAUAUUACAUAUGGAGAUGCAUAUAGUGGUUAAUUUAAGUAUAAAAUGGGUUCUUCUAGCAAUCUUUAUUAAGGUCCUUAUACCUAUCCUGGAGGAGAAUCAAAUUUGAUUGGUCGUACUUUUUCAGAGAAAACAGUUUUCUUUAAUGUAAGUAUCCCAAACUUUUAUGAUAAUAAUUUUUAUGUUGAAUUUAAAUGUGAUGUUAGUACACCUAAUAGAACAAAAGAGUUUUGUGCAAUAUCUGA